AUGGCCUCGAUGCCUCAAAAUCCUCCCAGGCCGCCUCCCCCAUGUCCUUCCUGGGUCUUUUCCAACACUUCCGACACCCAUGUUGCCAAAGAUCGCUGUUGGUUCGGAAAAGACUACAUCCCCUUCAGGUCCUAUGUCACAGAUAUAACCGGAGGUCCCGCCGUAGUCAUUGGGAUGGGAACUGUCAACCUCGCCACCAUGAGCUCGCCAACCCAGACCGAUUCGGAUUCGCACAGCUCCCUCUGCUUGAAGAACGUGUUGCAUGCCCCCGCAAUGCUCUGUAACAUCAUCGGAAGUCCAGUGGAGGACGACUACACGGUCUUUUGGGGCGGACUCUACUCUUCCUCGGAUAAAUCUGGUGAAAUUAUGAGCAAAAGCGGUCGAACUGUGGCCUACUUCAAGCCCAUGGGUCAGGGCCCCAGCCUGUACCAAGUCCAAUUUAGCAGGCCUCCGCUCGGUUAUCAGUUCGGGAUUUCACCUUUACUCCAGAACGGGCUCUACAUGAUCCAUGCCUUCUGGCCCCAGCCUGAGCGGCAGAGGUUUGCACUCUUGAAAGCCUCCGGUCUGAUUCGAGCCUCAGGCGUAGAGCCGCUGACAAGAUCUGAGAAGCAAUGGUUCGGGAAGAGACGCAUGUCUGAGAAUGGAAUUCUAGUUGAAUACGGGUUGAACAAGAACAGGAAGGAGCAUCAAGAGGAAGGCCGUGCCAUCAUGCGAAUUUUGAAGUCUCAGGCCGAAAAUGAACUGAUCAUUUGA
This is a messenger RNA of Penicillium concentricum, 753 nucleotides long. RefSeq lists its product as uncharacterized. Lineage: Eukaryota; Fungi; Ascomycota; Eurotiomycetes; Eurotiales; Aspergillaceae. The transcript has 2 exons. The record is from RefSeq and is a predicted model, not a curated record. The coding region runs from base 1 to 753 and encodes 250 amino acids.